Molecule: messenger RNA, 468 nt
Organism: Rhizoctonia solani
Lineage: Eukaryota; Fungi; Basidiomycota; Agaricomycetes; Cantharellales; Ceratobasidiaceae
Product: NADH dehydrogenase (ubiquinone) 1 alpha subcomplex 8
Exons: 4
Coding region: 1-468 (155 amino acids)
Biological process (GO): mitochondrial electron transport, NADH to ubiquinone
Source: RefSeq, a predicted model, not a curated record
AUGUCGACCUUCAAGUCUGGUUCGUCGUCGGUAUCGCCCUAUGUCGAUCCCACCCCGCUGCCCUCGGACGUUCCCCAUGUCGAUGAGAUAGGUGUUACUUCGGCGCCUCUCAAGAGUGCUGCGUUCUUCAUUGGGGCCCAUUGCAAGGAGUAUAACGACGACUUUAUGCUUUGCAAGAAGGAAUCUCCUGAUCCAGCACACUGUUUAAAGGAAGGUCGACGGGUGACGAGGUGCGCGGCCGACUUGAUCGAGAAAAUGAGGGCUAGCUGUGCUGCAACAUAUGAUGCGCACUGGCAGUGCUUGGAAAACAACAACCAGGAAUUCUACAAGUGCCGAAAGCCCGAACGAAAACUGAACGAUUGCAUCUUUGAAAACUUGGGAUUGAAAAAGACGAUCCCCGGCGCACCGACACACAAGCCGCAAGUGCAUGAGCUCACUAACCCGAUUUACAAGCGCCAACAAAAGUGA